AUGAACACCCAAAAGUGGUUUCACGGUUGGCAUUUGCCGCCAGUAAAAGGUCACGUGACUUAUUGGAUCCCCGCCAAAAAGUAUCAACGUGCAGGAGACGACCUGCGAGCAUCUAGUCGGGAAGACGCACUUUCCGUCUCACCAUCUCGACCAUACUCUUCAAACACUAGGCUUCGCAACAAGCAUUCGUCACGAACCCUAGGUAUCAAACGGGCCUUACCUCCUGUCGGAAACAACAAGCAUUCGUCACGAACCCUCGGUAUCAAACGGACCUUACCUCCUGUCGGAAACAACAAGCAUUUGUCACGAACCCACAGUAUCAAACGGACCUUACAUCCUGUUCAAAGCAACAAGGAUUCGUCACGAACCCACAGUAUCUACUGGACCUUAACUCCUGUCCAAAGCAACAAGCAUUCGUCACGAACUCGCAGUAUCAAGCGCACCUUACCUCCUGUCCAAAGCAACAAGCAUUCGUCACGAAACCUUAGUAUCAAAUGGACCUUACCUCCUGUCAAAAGUAAAAAGCAUUCGGCACGAACGAUCAUUAUCAAACGGACCUUACCUCCUGUCCAAAGCAACAAGCAUUCGUCACUAACCCUCAGUAUCAAACGGACUUUGCCUCCAUUCCAAAGCAACAUGCAUUCGUCACAAACCCUCAGUAUCAAACGGACCUUACCUCCUGUCCACAACAACAAGCAUUCGUCACAAACCCUGAGUAUCAAACGGACCUUGCCUCCUGUCCAAAGCAACAAGCAUUCGUCACGAACCCUGAGUAUGAAACGGACCUUACCACCUGUCCAAAGCAAAAAGCAUUCGGCACGAACGAUCAUUAUCAAACGAACCUUACCUCCAGUCCAAAGCAACAAGCAUUCGUCAGUAAACCUCAGUAUCAAACGGCCCUUAACUCCUGUCCAAAGAUACAAACAUUCGUCACGAACUCUUAGUAUCAAACGUACCUUACUUCUUGUCCAAAGCAACAAGCAUUUGUUACGAACCCUCAGUAUCAAACGGACCUUACCUCCUGUGCAAAUCAAGUAG
This is a messenger RNA of Acanthosepion pharaonis, 1038 nucleotides long. NCBI's taxonomy places the organism in Eukaryota, Metazoa, Mollusca, Cephalopoda, Sepiida, Sepiidae. The record is from the annotation of a GenBank genome assembly.